AGUUCGUUGAUGGUAUAAAUUUUUUCAAAAAUUUCCAAUUCUCUUUGUUAUAAAAAAUUUAUAUUAUUAAAAAAAAAGUCUUUAAUCAGAAUAUAUACGGUGGAUCUGACAAACCUAAUGUCAAUAUAUCCGUCGUGCGGGAUCAGAGGAAAUCUAAUUAUCGAGCAAUCGAAGCUACAACCGACGAAGGCGACGCGCUCGCUAUGUAAAUGGGGAAUCUAAUGAGAGAAUACCCGCGAUAUUCUAACGAGAGAGGAUAGAAAAUGCCGCGUGCGCGAACGGAAGUGUUCGACCCGAUGAUGGAGAUAGAAAGACCGUCGCGGUGCAUCAGAUUUCUACGCUUGUUGUGGAAAUUCAGCAGAUGCGUCUUCUCCCACGUGACGCUCAUCUCCUUGGUAGUUGCUUAUUGUAUGAUCGGCGCGUACGCUUUCGAGGCACUGGAAGCGAAUCACGAAAAGGAGGUGAAGAAGAGCAUCAAGAGCAUACGUGAAAACGUUUCGGAAAAGCUAUGGAAAAUCACGAAGAAUUUCGACGUGUUGAUUCAGGACAAUUGGACGAGGAAGGCGUUGGAAGAGCUCAAGAACUUCGAGGAAAGCCUCCAGAUAAAAAUGAAGAUGGAAGGAUGGGACGGCGAGGAAGAGGGUAAUAUACAGUGGACAUUCGCCGGCGCUCUGUUCUAUUCCAUCAUCGUAAUCACGACAAUCGGUGAGUCAAUACCUAAAAUUAGUCAAUCGCGAUAG
This is a messenger RNA of Formica exsecta, 740 nucleotides long. RefSeq names its product TWiK family of potassium channels protein 7-like. The transcript has 3 exons. NCBI's taxonomy places the organism in Eukaryota, Metazoa, Arthropoda, Insecta, Hymenoptera, Formicidae. Gene Ontology annotation, cellular component: membrane. The record is from RefSeq and is a predicted model, not a curated record. Gene Ontology annotation, molecular function: potassium ion leak channel activity. Gene Ontology annotation, biological process: stabilization of membrane potential; potassium ion transmembrane transport. Bases 264 to 740 code for a protein of 158 amino acids.